UUCCCUGGUGCAAAUGGCGAGAAGGGCGCAAGAGGUUUGAUUGGAAAACUUGGACCAAGAGGACUAAGAGGGCCUACCGGUCCCAGAGGGCAGAGGGGUCCCCGUGGAUCAACAGGAAAACCAGGUGCUAAGGGCGGCUCAGGCAGUGACGGGCCUCCUGGACCACCUGGAGAGAGAGGAUUAACCGGACCUCAAGGUGCAAAUGGAUUCCCUGGGCCAAAGGGACCUCCUGGACCCCCGGGGAAAGAUGGACUGCCUGGACACCCUGGACAGAGAGGCGAAGUUGGUUUCCAAGGCAAAGUUGGACCACCUGGACCACCAGGAGUGGUUGGACCACAGGGUCCCUCUGGUGAGACUGGUCAGAUGGGUGAGCGGGGCCACUCAGGACCCCCAGGACCACCCGGUGAGCAAGGCCUUCCUGGGCCCUCUGGUAAAGAGGGAACCAAAGGAGAUCCCGGUCCAUCUGGCGGCCCCGGUAAAGACGGACCCCCUGGACUGAGAGGAUUCCCAGGAGAAAGAGGACUGCCAGGAACUCCGGGAACUGGAGGACUGAAAGGAAAUGAAGGGCCUGCUGGACCACCUGGACCUGCUGGCUCAGCUGGGGAGAGAGGAGGUGCUGGCACUGCAGGUCCCGUUGGCCCACCUGGACGACCUGGACCUCAGGGACCCCCUGGAGCUUCUGGAGAAAAAGGAGUGCCAGGAGAGAAAGGUCCGAUUGGUCCAGCUGGUCGCGAUGGCAUCCAAGGUCCAGUUGGUCUCCCCGGCCCUGCUGGACCUCCGGGUACUUCUGGAGAGGAUGGAGACAAGGGUGAGGUUGGAGAGCCAGGACAAAAGGGAGGGAAAGGAUCCAAAGGAGAACACGGUCCUCCUGGUCCACUUGGGGCAAUGGGUCCUGUUGGACAGCCUGGCGCAGCUGGUGCCGAUGGUGAGACCGGUGCGAGAGGUCAGCAGGGACCGUUUGGCGCUAAGGGAGAUGAAGGGACAAGAGGAUUCCCUGGGCCUCCAGGCCCCAUUGGACUACAGGGUUUGCCAGGCACAUCUGGAGAAAAGGGAGAGACAGGAGAUGUUGGGCCAUUGGGUCCUCCUGGUCCCCCAGGACCACGUGGUCCAGCUGGCCCCAAUGGUGCUGACGGUCCUCAAGGUCCUCCAGGAGGUUUGGGUAAUCCAGGUCCCUUAGGAGAGAAGGGUGAGCCUGGUGAAUCUGGACCCCCUGGUGUUGGUGGAGAGCCAGGAAAAAUGGGCCCGAGAGGAGAGCGUGGUGAGAAGGGAGAGUCCGGGCAGCCUGGCACCGCUGGUCCUGCUGGUGGAAAGGGACCUACUGGAGAUGAUGGACCCAAAGGAAACCCUGGUCCUGUUGGUUUCCCUGGAGAUCCAGGCCCGCCUGGUGAAGUUGGACCACGAGGCCAAGAUGGUGCAAAGGGCGACCGAGGAGAGGACGGAGAACAAGGAGAAGCUGGUUCACCUGGACCGACUGGUGAGAACGGACCUCCUGGACCUCCAGGAAAGAGAGGUCCUGCAGGUACAAGGGGACCAGAGGGUCGUCAAGGAGAGAAAGGAAGCAAGGGCGAUUCAGGUGCCCUCGGCCCUCCAGGAAAGACCGGCCCUGUUGGGGCACAGGGUCCACCAGGAAAACCAGGAACUGAAGGUCUGAGAGGGUUGCCUGGAUCAGUGGGUGAGCAAGGUUCCCCAGGUGCUGCUGGCCAGAAAGGACCCUCUGGACCUUUGGGUCCUCCAGGUCUACUUGGUCUUCGUGGUGACCCUGGUGCUAAGGGUGAGAAGGGACAUCCAGGUAUGCUUGGUCUGAUUGGGCCUCCAGGAGAACAAGGAGAGAAGGGAGACCGAGGCAUGCCAGGACCCCAGGGAUCAACAGGACCCAAGGGAGAAACGGGUAUGUCUGGAGGCACUGGCCCUCUUGGCCCUGCCGGUCCUGCUGGUAUGGCUGGUCCGAGGGGUUUCAAAGGAGCUAAAGGUGCCACUGGUGGAGCUGGUGUUAAAGGAGAAAAAGGUGUGCAAGGACCACCAGGACCACCGGGUCCCCCUGGUGAUGUCAUCCAGCCGCUGCCCAUUCAGAUCCCCAAGAAGUCCAAGCGCUCCAUCGACGCCAGUAAGAUGCUGUCUGAGACUGACACUGAGGCUGCCGACGCCACGGGCACAGAGUUCCUGACCGGUAAUGAAGGGAUGGAGGAGAUCUUCGGCUCGCUCAAUUCCCUGCGCCAGGAGAUCGAGAGCAUGCGCUUCCCGCUGGGAACGCAGGAAAGCCCGGCCCGCACCUGCCAGGACCUCCACCUCAGCCAACCAGAUCUGAAAGACGGCGAGUACUGGGUUGAUCCAAAUCAAGGCUGCGCCCGCGACUCUUUUAGAGUUUACUGUAACUUCACUGCCGGUGGAGAGACGUGCCUGUAUCCCAGCAAAGCAGUGGAGAAUGUAAAGAUGAACUCCUGGCCAAAGGAAAAGCCUGGGUCCUGGUACAGUCAGUUUGCAAAUGGUGACAAGUUUUCCUAUGUUGACUUGAGUGGAGAGCCUGUAGGUGUCGUCCAGCUGGGAUUCUUGCGGUUGCUCAGCGUCCAGGCCCGUCAAAACCUAACCUACCACUGCCACCGGUCAGUGGCCUGGGCUGACCUCACGACCGACGGCGGUUACCAGCGGGCGCUACACUUCCAGGGAGCCAACGAUGAAGAGCUGAGCUACGAGACCAGUCCCUACAUCAAAGCCCUCGUCGACGGAUGCUCU
Molecule: messenger RNA, 2730 nt
Organism: Pimephales promelas (fathead minnow)
Lineage: Eukaryota; Metazoa; Chordata; Actinopteri; Cypriniformes; Leuciscidae
Source: RefSeq, a predicted model, not a curated record